CAAUCUUGUUGCAUCGCCAGCUUGCAUCUUUUCCUACAUACCUGUCCUAGUAUAGAUCCAGGCCACACUCACGGCCAGAUACUCCUUUUCUCUCCCUCUCUCUCUCUCUGUCUCCCUCUCUCUCUUCCUCGCAACGUCCACCCCCUUUCACCUAUUUGCCCUCCUAUUUCCGACGUUUCCCUAGGUACCUACGAGUUACCCAUCAUACGCUUCUCGACUUCUAAGUGCGGUAUCGUAUCCCAAGACUCGAGUCCUCCGGUCCGUUGCUUCAUCAUCCAACCACCACCCGCCAUCUAGCCAGCCAUCUCGUCCCGCCUGCGCCCGUCUGUUCCUCCUUACCCUUCUCGUCGUCGCUCGCUUCCAACCACCACGGGUGGUACUUUGUUCCCUUGUUCUCUGACGCCUCCUUUCGCUCAUCUCCCGCGACAAGCCACCCUCCUCCAGUUCCAUCUGGUCAUCUGCACCCAACGCCGAGAGAUCUGCAUCACUUCCCUGUCUGCCUUGGCCUUGUGUCACCCAAACCACGUCUCUCACGACAACUUUGCUCCAACUACAACCAGCUGACGCCUGCGCUGCCGCUUCUGCUUCAUCUCAUUCUUCUUCCUUGCUUGCUAAGAUACGCUUCUUUUACGGCUAUUUCCUUUGAUCAACGCCCGUGCCUCUUGCUCGCAUCCUCGACAUACCCGGCGGCAUCCAGUCUCGCUCGUUCUUCUCCGCACCGCCACACAUUACCCGGCGCCUUUACCCCUCCAAGUCCGCCGCCCUCGCGACCAUACGAUACGAUACACCGCGCGCGCAUGCUCUGACCGCUCUCAACCAUCCGCUCCCGCAGAGGCACAUGUCAGGAGUCCGCUGCUGCACCACCGGGCUCUCAGGUUGUGAUGCGAAACGCACGGCACCACCGCUGCCUCUCGUCCACCGCCUCCUCCUCUCCUCGACUUCCCAUCUAGCCCUGACCACGACCAUUUUUACCUUGCUGUCGCCUCGAAUUAUUCUACGCCAUCAUGAACGACGUCCUUCUAAACUCCGUCCACCCUCUCCCCGCCAUUCGCGUUAAGCCUUCGUCCAGCGUGCCUGCGGGCUCGCUCAAGCUCGGCCGCUCCUCGUCCACCAAGAAGCAUCAACCACAACAGCCACAACCACCUCUCAAUGCCGCUCUCGACUCUAUAUCCCGUGUCAUCAAAGGCGCCAAUAGUCUCGUCCUGUCACUGCGCGAUGGAUUGUCCGAUUUGGAACGGGAGAAUAGGAGAAAGAAGGAGGAACGGAGGCUGGUCCUCUCCGUUCGCAUGAAGAAUGCCCAGACCAGGAAACAGUGGCAGGAUGCCGCCGAAGAACUCGACAUCCUCGAAGAGAACGACCUGUGGAAACUGGACCCCUACACUGGAGACUACAACGCCCCCCUGAUCGAGGCCCGGUUGAAAGAGCUAGACGAUGCGCGCAUAAACUGCGAUACUCGUGCCAUGAUGCACCUCGUACGGACCGCCCUCUGUCGAGAUCUCGGCGGCAUGGGAAACGUCGACUUGUACAGGCACUCCUACGUUGGAACCAAGAACCUUAUCGAAAGAUACGUCGACUCGGCCAUGCAAACCAUCGACGCCCUGGUCGAAAAGAGCCAGUUUGCGCUUCCCGAUGGUAUGGGGCAGAGGGACAUUCUCGAGAGCGUCUUGUACGCUCGACAGAGCUUUGGCAGAAGCGCCCUGUUGCUGAGCGGAGGCGCAACGUUGGGUAUGUCCCAUAUUGGCGUCCUUAAGGCGCUUUUCGAGGUCAAGCUGCUGCCGCGCAUCAUAUCAGGUGCCUCAGCAGGCUCCAUCGUAUCGGCCGUCAUUUGCACGAGGACAGACGAGGAGAUCCCCCGUCUCGUAAAGGAGUUCCCCUACGGUGACCUUGCCGUCUUCGAUGCCGAAGAAAACCCGGACGGCGUGUUCGAUCACAUGCGGAGACUGCUCACAGAGGGAAGCUGGUCCGACAUAAAACACCUGACCCGCGUCAUGCGUGGCCUGGUAGGAGACCUCACUUUCCAGGAGGCAUACAACCGAACACGGCGGGUGCUCAACAUCUGCGUAUCGACAGAGUCCAUAUAUGAGCUGCCACGCCUACUCAACUAUAUCACGGCGCCUAACGUCAUGAUCUGGUCUGCCGUGGCUGCAUCAUGCUCUGUUCCGUUGGUCUUCAGCGCUGCCCCCUUGCUGGUCAAGAACCCCGACACCGGCGAGCAUAUGCCCUGGAACCCGACACCGCAGCGAUGGAUCGAUGGUUCCGUUGACAAUGACCUGCCCAUGACGAGGCUUGCAGAGAUGUUCAACGUCAACCACUUCAUCGUCUCUCAGGUGAACCCUCACGUUGUUCCGUUCCUGGCCCGCGAUGACCAGCUGGAUCCUGACGAGACGUCGCCACGUCGAUCGAGUCUGUCGCCCAGUAAGCAGGAUCUCGAUUGGAUUUAUACCCUCACAACUCUUGCGAAAGAGGAGGCUCUACACAGGCUGCACUUCCUGGCUGAGAUUGGCGUCUUCCCCAAUCUCGUCACGAAGCUUAGGAGUAUCCUCAGCCAGAAGUACUCGGGUGACAUCAACAUCCUUCCCGAAGUCAAUGUGCACGACAUUCCGAAGAUCCUAAGCAACCCCAGCCCCGAAUUUAUGCUGCGGGCCUGUCUGAUGGGCGAGCGAGCAACGUGGCCGAAGCUCAGCCGGAUUCGCGACCGUUGUGCUAUCGAACUCGCACUGGACCGUGCCGUGCAUCGCCUGCGUGCCCGCGUCGUCUUUUCCGAUAGCCAGGUUGACUUGCGGAGGCUGACUACGGGCAUCGUCCUUCCACCGCCCUGGCCCAAAUCAUCUGCGGCCGCCAAGCAAAUAUCUUCCUGUUCUCCGGCCCUGACCCUGGAUACCGAAGUCGUCAAGAACAGACAGCGCAGGUCUUCAGGUAGCAGUGUGCAACUCAUGGCACACCACCGACGCCUGAUGGAAAAUGUACUCACAGACGAAGAAACAGAAGAGGAAGAGCGCUUGGAGAUGCGCGCGAGACAUGGUCAUGGGAGCGCCUCGCUUGUCGUCGUCCGCAAGCCCCGUCUCAAGAGAGCGGCAAAGAGCCACUAUAACGUUUCCCUGGCUAGAGGACCGAUGACCAGCCCGAUAAACCCGGCGCAGCUCGAGGCCGUCGAAUUUGACUUUGGGAAGCCCGUGACACCGCCAUUGCACCGUUCACGCGACUCGGAAGGUUCGCUGUCUCAUGAUAGAAGACCCAGCCACUUGGACAUGACACCAGCGAAAGAAAUAGAGGUCACGGCGCCAGGGUCGAGGGGCGAAGCGACGUCGCAUACGGACGAAAUGGAGACGUCGGAUUUGCAUUCUUCCGAUGGGGAUGUGGAAUCGCAUACUGAGGACACCAUGUCUGACCCUGACCCCUAUGAGCGGAAUUGGCUUCACGACGGGACGAAUGAGCUGGAGACGACCCCCAAGAACGACAAGGAGUUGCUCGAGGUGAGCAGCCAUGAGCUUUUGCCCGUGGGCGAAUCGUUGAGCGGACUUUGGGAUUGACUCGU
This is a messenger RNA of Colletotrichum destructivum, 3535 nucleotides long. Its product is annotated as Putative patatin-like phospholipase domain, Acyl transferase/acyl hydrolase/lysophospholipase. NCBI's taxonomy places the organism in Eukaryota, Fungi, Ascomycota, Sordariomycetes, Glomerellales, Glomerellaceae. Gene Ontology annotation, molecular function: triacylglycerol lipase activity. The transcript has 2 exons. Gene Ontology annotation, biological process: lipid metabolic process. Bases 1005 to 3530 code for a protein of 841 amino acids. The record is from RefSeq and is a predicted model, not a curated record.